Chenopodium quinoa (quinoa) is the source of this 621-nucleotide messenger RNA. Its product is annotated as nucleoplasmin-like protein ANO39. Bases 1 to 621 code for a protein of 206 amino acids. NCBI's taxonomy places the organism in Eukaryota, Viridiplantae, Streptophyta, Magnoliopsida, Caryophyllales, Amaranthaceae. The transcript has 3 exons. The record is from RefSeq and is a predicted model, not a curated record.
AUGGGUGACCGGGACGUGACUGAGGUAGAAGGGAAUCUUACAAAGUUGCACUCAGAGAUGGACAAAAUCAUUGCACAGGAGAAGAUAAAGUUAGAAGAACUAGAUAAGAUGACAGCAUUACAUAAGCCAGGUUAUGCCGUUGGAAAUGAGCAACCUGAUGAAAGGAUUAUCGAGGAGGACAGGGGUGGUGCUGUGGCUAUUUGUGGUGCUGAUGCUGGUAAUGGUGAUGAGGAUAUGGAGGACCAGAAUCAAGAUGGGAAUGCUAAUGACGAGGAUGAAGAUGAUGAGGACGAGGACUACGACGAUGAAGAUGAUGAUGACUACGACCUUGAAUAUGAUGAGAAUGAGGAAGAUUCAGAAGAUGAAGAUGAUAAGGAUGAGGAAGAUGCAGAAUAUGAAGAUAAAGAUGAUGAACAUGGGAAUGAGGACGAGGGUGAAGCUACUGAAGAUGAUGAUGAAGAUGAUUCUCAAAGCUGGUCUACUGGCUCUGAUGAUGGUGGAGGCUUAAAAGACGGAUCAACUUUUAAGUUUGACUUGGUUAAGAAGAGGGUCUCUACCCUUCACGAGGCACUUAUGAAGGCGGAGGCUUACAUUCAGGCAAUGGAAUUAUGUGAUGUGUAA